Molecule: messenger RNA, 1535 nt
Organism: Branchiostoma belcheri (Belcher's lancelet)
Lineage: Eukaryota; Metazoa; Chordata; Leptocardii; Amphioxiformes; Branchiostomatidae
Product: WW domain-binding protein 2-like
Exons: 6
Coding region: 1-780 (259 amino acids)
Biological process (GO): positive regulation of DNA-templated transcription
Cellular component (GO): nucleus
Molecular function (GO): transcription coactivator activity; chromatin DNA binding
Source: RefSeq, a predicted model, not a curated record
AUGGCGGUGAACAGAUCGCACCAUCAGAACGGCGGGGUUUUGGUCUUCCAUGGAGAACGUAUUGUGAUGGACUAUGAUGGUGUAGAGUUGGUGUUUGAGGACCCAGAGCCUGGCCCCUUGUCUGACCACCUCAAAGGCACCAAGAAGGGAAAGGUGUUCCUGACUAACUACAGAGUGAUCUUCCACACCAAAGGUCGUGACCUGAUGCAGUCGUUUCACAUGCCCUUCCACCUGAUGAAGGGAGUGGAGAUCAAACAGCCCAUGUUCGGGGCUAACGCUAUCAAGGGCAAAGUCAGCGCUGAACCUGGUGGGGGCUGGGAAGGAAAGGUUGUCUUCAAGUUUACGUUUAACCACGGGGGAGCCAUUGAGUUUGGACAAGGCCUGCUAAAACUGGGCAGUGAAGCUUCUCGCAAUGGUAACAGAGCUCCCCCCAUGCCUAUGGGCAAUGUGUACAUGCCCCCUCCUAACGGAGCGUAUGCCCCCGGUCCCCCUCCCCCAGGAGUGUUUGACCCUGCCUACGCACCCCCGGCGUACCCCACGGCACCACCCAUGGCGAACGGAGCGUACGGUGCCCCACCGCCGCCGUACCCUGGGCCUGGGUUGUACGCCUCUGCACCACCGCCUGGAAUGAACCCGGCUGAUGCGAAGGCCCAGGAGGCAGCAGCCAGUGCUUACUAUGACCCUAACAACCCCCACAAUGUGUACCUGCCCCAACAACAGCCUGUUCCACAGGACCCACCCCCAGCAUACGAAGAGGUGGAGGACAAGAAGAAGAAGUGAUACAACAGUCCAUAGAGGUUAAAAUAAAAAACUCUGCAACAAUUAACACAACCUGUGCAUGAUCACAAGCAUCUGUAGCUUUGUAAUAUGAAUGUACUAGGUGUCAACUAAGAUAUCUCAAACGUUACAUGUACAAUUUGUUCCAUAUAUGACAUAAUUUGUAGUAAUUAUGUAUACCCUUUGCCAUUAUCUACUAUUGGUAAUGGUAGUAUGAAAAGAUGUAUAAAUCCAUUGCUAAAAUUACCUGUAUUAGCUUCACUGUAGUUUGUGGUAGUAUGAUUGCAUGUAGUGAGAGGACAGACAAGAACCGUGACAAAGUACAACACUGAUCCAACAAGUAGAAGAUAUACAAUGUACAGGCCAGGAAUGUGGUGAAAGUUAUGAUUGAAUAAAAUAUUAAACACUUGGUACUUAUGUAGAUAUGUACAGGUGGAUAUAAGUACAGAAUUAUCAAUAUUCCUAUGUUGGACAAGGAACGAGAUGACACGAGACACCAAUCAGUUUCAAUAUUUUGUUCUAUGUUUUCUCAUUUUCCUACUUCUUAUAUAGCUUUCCCAUUUGCUAGUAAUUGUUGUAGACAGUGAAGAACUAAUACAUGUGCUGUGUCAAGACACUAAGGUACAUUCUAUUUUCUGUAUUGAUAUUGAGCAAGCAUAUGACAGAUGUCAUUGUAAGAAAUGCCCAGUACAAAAAUAAGCAUAGUUGAUAACGCUGUAGCUGAUUAUUAUGGCUUGCAUGGAAGCUUUCCCAAAAAU